AUUAAUGCAACCUCUUUCAAACUCUCCCAAGUCCCAGGCAUCAAAGAAUGAUUAUGCUCCUUGACAAACUUUGCGAUAAUAAAAAAAUAUGAAAAGCUGAGAACAGAGGAAAAAUGCAAAAUUCAUGAGUUCAAGAAAUCGUGGAAUGCAUAGAAAUGCUCAGGAGAAAUUUUAGGUAUUUCAAGAAACUUAAGUUUAUAUCCUUGCUAGUUUAAUUUUUAAUUUAUGGUUUUAUAUAAUUAAGUUAGAUGGUUCAUAUUUAGUUAUGAACACAAGCUGGUUAAUAACUUCGUAUUGUUCACUUCCCUCCUUUUUGGCUUCCUUGGGGCUCAAGCAAGGUAAAACCAUAGAGUGUUGCCUUUUGCAUUAGGCAAUAAAAUACCAAAGUACUCUACUCCUAUGGAAUCGGCCUUUUGAACUAUUCAAUGGUUUGUUUUGAAUACUAAUUGCUUUGUAAAAAUAGAAUCCACCACUUGUCAAUAUUGCCACAUGUUUCUGAUUUCAGUUUUCUAUUUAAAGACCUAGAAACAUACAACAUUUUUGACGAGAUACUAAAUAAUCAGAAAAUGAAGAUCAAUCCAUUGAUGUUCAUCGCCUUGAUGGUACUCUUGACAUCAUUCCCCACUCCAACGCUCUCUUAUUGCAAAGAGUCACUUUAUUUAUGUAUACAACAUAUGAAAGAUAGAGCCACGUGGCUGAAAUGUUGUGAUAGACUAAUAGUAGCAGGACCAUGUAUGUGUAAGUAUAUUAAAGAUCCUGUGCAAAAGAAAGAUGCUUACCGUCUUAUGGCUUCUUGUGGAAAGACUAUUCCUAUAAAUCAGGAUCUCAGGAAAUAUUACAAGUGUGGCUAAAAAUAGUCAACCAACGAAAGCGAUAAGCGGUCGUCAAGCCGAACCGGAGAUACUUAAAUAGAUUAGUACUUAUAUCGAGUGUUUCCUUGUCUUCUUUUAAUCGUUCAAGUUGUUGCUCGAAUUGGCCUUGUUUAUGUUUAUGAACCAUCUCUCCCACUUUCCACGUUUUUCUUGCUUUUUGGAAUUCACUCUUUUAAAUUCGCUCCUUUGUACUUGCUUCUAUUUAAAGAAACAAAGAAGGUAGUCGACUUGUAUUUAAAGAAACGAAAAAAAGGUAGUCUAAACUAGAGAAAACGGCAUGUGCAUACA
Messenger RNA from Arabidopsis lyrata subsp. lyrata, 1160 nucleotides. RefSeq lists its product as uncharacterized. The record is from RefSeq and is a predicted model, not a curated record. The transcript has a single exon. Lineage: Eukaryota; Viridiplantae; Streptophyta; Magnoliopsida; Brassicales; Brassicaceae. Bases 567 to 851 code for a protein of 94 amino acids.